This is a messenger RNA of Cuscuta campestris, 1832 nucleotides long. NCBI's taxonomy places the organism in Eukaryota, Viridiplantae, Streptophyta, Magnoliopsida, Solanales, Convolvulaceae. The record is from the annotation of a GenBank genome assembly.
CUCGCGCGAUUCUUCUGAGUUUCACCGGUCAAGUUCCCAGUUCUAGCCUUCCAACCCUCCGAGCCAAGUAAGCUUCCCCUCUUUCUUCUAUUUCUUUUCACGGUCAUGUCUUCCCCUGGUAGUCAUAGGACUUCAUCCUCAGAUGACUACUCAUCUCAGGAUUCCACCUCCUCUUCUUCUUCGACCGGGUAUUCAUCACCUGAUUCUGUACCCAGACCAAAUCCCAACCCUUCAGUUCCUGAGCCGGAACCGGUCAAUCAGAUGCCUGGUCAGGUUUUUGCGGAGAGCGAUGAACCGGUCAAUGUUGAACCGGCUCCCUAUGACCCCAAAGCUGAAUCUUGGGUGCAGUGGGAGGAAAGGUUGGAAACAUCCGGUUACUCUCCCCUCCCCACGUUUUAUGUUACAGAUAUUUACCCUCACGUUUCCAAAAUAACUUUAAACAAGGCCCGUAGGAACCUCCCUGAGGGCUAUGUUCUCGAAUACGAUGAGAACUGGCCUAACAUUAUCGAACCUCACCUGGAGGAUAGGAUAGGUUUCCACAUAACUUCCUUGGAGGGUGGCAUCGUUUUUCCUCUUCGCCCCCUCCUAGUCGAGCUUUGUCACUGCUUAAGGAUUCUUCCCGGGCAGAUUACUCCCAAUGCCCACCGGUUGCUCAAUUCUUUUGUUAAUAUCUCCCACCACCUCCGCAUCGACCCCUCCCUGCGUCUUUUUCUCUACGCCUUUGAGGUUCGCCCCGGGAAACCUGGUUGCGAAGGUUUCCUUUAUUUCAAGGGGCGGAACAAUCGGAAAUUCAUUUCUGACCUUCCACAAAGCAACCGGUUGUGGAAGGAAAAAUUUGUUUUUAUAAGAUUCCCCCCUUCCGUUACUCCUCUAGCCGGUUUAAGGUGGAGUGAAAACCUUCUUAAACAAGAGUAUACCGAACCGGUAUCCACUCCCGACUUAGAAGAGAGUCUGGAGAAGCUUCUGAAGGGUGACCCCCUUACCGGCCAGAAGUAUCACUACGGGAGCUGGGUAUGGAGGGUUCAACCGGGUGGCGAGGAUAUGAACUUCCGGCCCUUUAGCAUUCUGAAGAAGACCGGUGCGUCUUAUUCCGCUGGCCCGCUUACCUCUUCUGCGAAGACUGUCCUGGUCCAACAGGAAACUGUUGAGAUCAUUGAUGAGGAGGAAACUCCUCAGACCGGGAAGGUCCCUAUGAAUCCUCCCCCCAACAAGGGGAAGACAAGGACGAAGAAAGUGGCCACCUCCCAUCCCAACGCGAAGAAGAGAAGGGGAGAGAGUGGACCGGCUAUUGAGUCGUUGGGAGAGCUCUGGGUCAAGAUGGGACUAAAGCUGAAAGAGCUUGACGAGAUGGCCAACCUCUCAGCGAUUGCCGGUAGGACGAACGCGGAGAUCCUCCAGCUGAAGGAGGAGAACACGCAGCUGAUGGGGGAGAUCUCCCAAUUGAAGGAGGGGGCUGAAUUGAAGGAGAGAGAGUUCCCUGGUCGGGCUCGCCAGUGGAUGGAGGAGAACAUUGUAGAAGUUGUCCAUGUCCUUACUUCUUCUGAGGAAAGGACCAUGGAAGGCUUCAAGUUGCUAUACCGGGAGGAACAUGGAAAGGAAAUGAUCACUCAGAUCGGCUCCUAGUAUUACAAUCAUUUGUAGAAUUUGAUGAAGUAACCAAUCAGCCAAUAUCUCAUGUGUGGCUUCCUGGUCUCUUUUCUGACCAGACAUGAAACUAUAGGAGCCGAUCUGAGUGAUCAUUUUCUUUCCUUGUUCCUCCCGGUAUAGCAACUUGAAGCCUUCCAUGGUCCUUUCCUCAGAAGAAGUAAGGACACGGACAACUUCAACAAUGU